GACACUGAUUUCGAUUUCUUAGAGGGCGAUGUUAUUUGGAAUUAUCGGCCCGGCGUGGAUUUGCACGAUGCUGAUGACAUGUCCGUGAGUUUGUCCAAAGGCAAAGACUUCAAGGUUUGGUUUAUGCACACGACGGAUUGCAAGCGUGAUCGCCCAGAUCUCUUUAAGCAGCAAGAUCCAGGUGUUUGUGUCUCCUAUGAGGGCGUCGACGAUGCAGUGGAUGCGCUGCUGCAGAGGGUGACUGAAUCGCCGGUGGAUGCAGUCAUUGGCCUCUUUGAGGGGUGCAUUGUGGUGCACCUUGCUGCCGCACGGCUGCUGCAGCAGGGGACUGAGCUGCCAUGGCCCUGCAGUGUGUUCUUUGGAGAUCUGCCCAUUCGCGAUGAUAGCUGGGCGGCGCCAUUCUCCAAGGGUGCCAAGGCCAAACACCCCAGCAUCCACAUCUUUGGUCGCUACGAUGAGUACUACCACUAUGGUCGCAGGGCGGCUGGACGAAUUGCUCCUGAAGACUACUAUGAGGCUUCUCUGGUGCUGGAACACGACGAGGGCCAUCGCUUGCCGCAGCUGCAGCCGCGAGCAGGAGAAUUGUAUGCACGGGUAGCGCGGGAAGUGCGGCUCUGUUGCGGCCGCCCGGUGAAAGAUGGCUUCAACGAGCUGCACACCUGGCGCAAGGCGCUGCGGCCUCCCAAGCCGUUGGCACCCCCCUUGUUGGAGAUGGAGAUGAUGAUGCCACGGAAGCUGCGGGUGUUGGCGCUCACUGGAGGUCACAGCUGCACCGAGGUGCUGAAAUAUCAGAGUGCCCCACUCCGUCAGGCCAUUGGCCGAGACCUCUGCGAGUUCACCUUCAUUGAAGGCACUGAGGACUGGAACUGGUUUGAGGGGGAACCCAUCGUCAGCGACAUGGAAAAGAAGUUGGCCAAAGGUGCGCAACUGAAGAAUUGGUACAUGGACACCAUCACGGAGGAGACGCCCACAGACAAACCCAACCGUGAGAAGCAGUUUGACCCCAAGUCUCGUGGGGGCCUCAGAGUCAAUCCGCGGUAUCACAAGAUCCCCGAGAAGGUGCAAAAACUGAAGGAGUUGAUCUUCGACGAAGGUCCCUUUGAUGUCUUGGUAGCCUUCUCCCAGGGCUGCAUCAUGACGCAUCUCUUGAUUGGGCACUUGCGGAAGGAGGAGCCUGCGACGCAGGCAGCUUCCAAGCGCUGGCACUUCACGCGGAAUCAGCCUGAAGAGAUGCCAUGGCGCGUGAGUGUCUUUUUCAAUGGCAUGCAUAUCCGAGACAAGGAUUACAUGGAUCUCUUCGAUACUCCUUCGCCACAUCCCACGGUGCACGUCUUUGGCAAGGCGGACGAGUUCUAUGACUAUGGCCGGGAUGGCUUUGGCUACAAGCCUCAAGAGGAGUACUAUGUGGAUCCCGUCAUCUUUAGCCAUAGCGAGGGGCAUGCCUUUCCAACCCAACCACCACGCGCGCGGGAGAUCUACGACCGCGUUGCUGCGGAGAUAUGGAGGCAUUGUGGCGGACGUCCACCUGCCUGA
Cladocopium goreaui is the source of this 1533-nucleotide messenger RNA. The record is from the annotation of a GenBank genome assembly. Lineage: Eukaryota; Dinophyceae; Suessiales; Symbiodiniaceae.